Egretta garzetta (little egret) is the source of this 1088-nucleotide messenger RNA. RefSeq names its product TIR domain containing adaptor protein (gene TIRAP). The transcript is spliced from 5 exons. The record is from RefSeq and is a predicted model, not a curated record. Lineage: Eukaryota; Metazoa; Chordata; Aves; Pelecaniformes; Ardeidae. Gene Ontology annotation, biological process: signal transduction. The coding region runs from base 330 to 1070 and encodes 246 amino acids.
GCGGCGGAGAGCCGGGGCAGCUCCUCCACUCUGUCUGUGGGGAAGCUGGUGGGUGCCCCUGUCCUGCCUGGGGAAGCUGGUGGGUCCAGCUUCCUGCGGCCGCUCCAUCGGGAACUGCUCCCGGAUGGGGAAGCUGUAAGGAUGGACUGACCUUGCCACUUACUGCGGAUCCCAUUCGGCUCCAGAGUGAAUGUGCGGCAUCCUCCCCCUCCUCUCCCACCCAGGUGAUUCCAGAUCUUCCUCGUCGACAAACCCGGGGCUGAUGCAUCCCCUUUCCCUGCGCUGGUGCCUGACUCCUGCGUCCCAGGAUCCUUUCCCCGCCGCCGGGAAUGAGGGUCCCUCCUGCCCAUCGACUCUUGGCCUCGCUCGCUGCAGCAGAGGUUUCAUGUGAUCGGUGGCUGAGCAGCGCGCUGCCCGCUAUGGCCGGCUGGUUUAGGCGGCUCCUGCACAAGCCCAAGUCCAGCUCAGUGGAGAGCAGCCUCAAUGUCAGCCGCUCUGCUUCAUCCUCACCUUCCUCAUCCUCUGCCGAGAGCUCCAGCUCCUCUCCCAGCAUGAGCCUGGCCAGGUCCGUCCGCCUGUCGCCUGUCUCGCUGUCGGACAUCAACGCCUCGGGCAGCGCCCGGUGGGCCAAGAGCUACGAUGUCUGCAUCUGCCACAGCGAGGUGGACCUGGAGCUGGUGGAGGAGCUGGUGUCCUACCUGGAAGCUCAACCCGAAAGCUUGCGUUGCUUCCUCCAGCUGCGGGACGCAGCGCCGGGAAGCGCGGUGGUGACGGAACUGUGCGACGCCGUGCAAAACAGCCACUGCUGGGUCAUGCUCAUCACCCCCGGCUUCCUCCGGGACCCUUGGUGCAAGUACCAGAUGCACCAGGCGUUGGCCGAGGCUCCGAUGGCCAACGGGCGCACCAUCCCGGUGUUGAAGGACGUGGAUCGGAAGGAUUAUCCCAAGGAGCUGCGAAACCUCUACUACAUCUACAUGGCGCUGAAGGAGAACAGCUUCAGGCAGAUCAGAGACACCGUCAUGCGCUACCUCCAGGAGCUGUGCCAGAGCUCUGUGAGCUGGAAGGAGUAGUGCUGGGAGCAGGCAGAG